AUGAAAAGUACCCAGAUCAACGUCGACAUCAUGGAGAUUCUCCGCCUGGAGGCCGAGCUGAAGACCUCAUGUGAAAGUGAAACAUCGCAUGUCAGUCUAGACGCCAAGGUGAAUAUCCUCAAGUACCUUCAAGUCCAGGCGGUACAACAGUUUCAAGCAGCGUACGACGAAUUGUACUACAAGCUCAACCUGACGGGAGAGCUUGAUUGUCUUCGCAGCAUCGCCCGGGCCCGAUCGACGGGCUUCUUCCAGCCCAAGGUCCUGGACCUUCGGGGCUGCUGUGAGGACGGACAGCUUGAAAAGAGGCUACAGUUCUAUCUUUAG
Molecule: messenger RNA, 324 nt
Organism: Ectocarpus siliculosus
Lineage: Eukaryota; Phaeophyceae; Ectocarpales; Ectocarpaceae
Source: the annotation of a GenBank genome assembly